AUGAAAGGAUUGGUUAAUCAACGAAUUGAUGAGGACAAAGGCAAGCCAUCCACAAAUGGAGGGGGAAAUAGAGGAGGGGGAGGAGGAGGAGGAGGAGGAGGAGGAGGAGGAGGAGGGAGGAUGAUGAUGAAUGGGGGAGCACCUCAGCUGGGACACAUAGCAGAUGGGGUGAACAGGUUGAGACCUACAGGAAGAUUACCUGCUAAUCCCUCAAACAGAAGUGGGCCGUUAUUACCUCCAGGAAGAAAACCUUCACCAAGUGUUCCAGUACGGGAUGUGUCGUUGGAGUCUCAACACACAGCUGAAAAUAAUAGUGUACCACCUAGUCCAAAGCCUAGUAGUAAGAGUAAUCCAGCCCCUCCUCCACCCCCUGCUACGUCGAAACCUUCUUUUCCAAAUGAUCGACUGACGAGAGGCCCUCUCCCUGUGCCUCCCAACCCUGCUAAUAAACCUGCACCCCCUAGACCGCCUGUGGAAGAGCUGCCCACUUCGGUUCCCUCUGAAAGUGGUUAUCACCCAGCCCUUCCAAGUAAGCCAGUUUUAAUAAACAAGCCAUCUGUUGGAAAUAAACCAGCACCCCCUAGACCUCCCACCGGAUCAAAACCAACACUACCACCACCAAAAAUGCCAAUAUUACAGCCAAAUGGGAGCACUCCACCUUCUAGUAAACCUGCAAGUCGGACUAACAGUAUGAGAGAAUGUCGGAUUCCAAGUGAGCCAGAAUUCCAUAUCCAAAAUAAUAGUUGCCCUGGAGAGGACUCUUUGUUACCUUCUCGCACCCUUCCUCUCUCUCAUAAUCACAGAAAUAUUCAAAGUGGGCUAUCAGCAAAUCAUGGUUCCAUUCGCCCUAACACUGUUGGGCAUCGCAUGGGGGCGAAUAUUGCGAGAUCUAUGACACGCCCACCUUCUGAACGACCACCACCACCUCCAAAUCGACCAAGUGUUCCUCCACCAAGUCAACCCCCUCCACCACCACCACCUAGCAGACCAGUGCCUGUGCCUUCAGCAUCCUUAAAACCUGAGGAAGAGCUGCCCACUUCGGUUCCCUCUGAAAGUGGUUAUCACCCAGCCCUUCCAAGUAAGCCAGUUUUAAUAAACAAGCCAUCUGUUGGAAAUAAACCAGCACCCCCUAGACCUCCCACCGGAUCAAAACCAACACUACCACCAAAAAUGCCAAUAUUACAGCCAAAUGGGAGCACUCCACCUUCUAGUAAACCUGCAAGUCGGACUAACAGUAUGAGAGAAUGUCGGAUUCCAAGUGAGCCAGAAUUCCAUAUCCAAAAUAAUAGUUGCCCUGGAGAGGACUCUUUGUUACCUUCUCGCACCCUUCCUCUCUCUCAUAAUCACAGAAAUAUUCAAAGUGGGCUAUCAGCAAAUCAUGGUUCCAUUCGUCCUAACACUGUUGGGCAUCGCAUGGGGGCGAAUAUUGCGAGAUCUAUGACACGCCCACCUUCUGAACGACCACCACCACCUCCAAAUCGACCAAGUUUCCUCCACCAAUUCAACCCCCUCCACCACCACCACCUAGCAGACCAGUGCCUGUGCCUUUCAGCAUCCUUUAAAAAACCUGAGGUAAUAGUGAUAAUUCAUGCCAUUUUAGAUUAUCAGUAUCUGUGA
This is a messenger RNA of Cherax quadricarinatus, 1617 nucleotides long. The record is from RefSeq and is a predicted model, not a curated record. Lineage: Eukaryota; Metazoa; Arthropoda; Malacostraca; Decapoda; Parastacidae.